AUGGAGCCAAAGCACAAAGAGUUGCUAGACCAGUGCCACCAGAACUUAUUGGAGUCCAUAACCGAUGCGGACCAACUGAUUGAGCUGCUGAUAGUUUCUGGUACCUUGAGCCAGCUCGAUAGGUUUGAACUGGACCAGAACUGUUCGUCCAGCGCCGAGAAAGUAGACCACCUUUUGAAGAUGCUGAUGAACAAGGAAAGCGACCAUUUCCUCGAGCUGUGUGUGGCCCUGGAGAAGGCAUACCCUGACCUGUAUACUGCCCUGUUCAGCAACAACGGCGGAGGACCUGUGGACCACUCCACCGGUUCCACAUACAGCGUUCUCUCCACUAUGCCGUCUGACUCAGAAAGCAGCAGCUCCCUCAGUAGUGUUGGUUCGCCCGUUAACGGUGAAGCAUCCUCCCCACCACCCGCCAUCAACGACAACCGGCCAUCCGGUGACAACCUGGAUACCAUCUUGUUCCAGCUCCGCCAGGUGACCAGGGAGAGGGAUGAGCUCCGUAAGCGUCUGGCGUUGGCAUCGCCCGGGACCACCUUCGAUGACUGCAGGCCAAAUUCCAAGCCCAGUCAUGACUAUGAGCGUCUCAAAAGUCAGUGCAUGAGGGCCAUGGCAGAUCUGCAGUCUCUCCAGAACCAGCACACAAAAACACUCAAGAGGUGCGAGGAGGCUGUAAAAGAGGCUGACUUCUACCACAUGCUGCACAGCCGCAUCUUGGGCGAACAGACCCAGCUGAAAGAGGAGAUGGAGACACUCAGGAGGGACGACACUCAACUUGUCCGAGAGCACAACCACCUAAAACAGAGCUGCGAGGAGCUCAAACGACUACACAGUCAAGACCAGAAAGAGUUAGCAGAUCUCCGGCUGCAGCAACAGCAGGUAAUGAGAGAGAAGGGCUCAUCAGAGGUGUUAAACAAACUGUAUGACACAGCUAUGGACAAGCUGGAGGGUGUGAAGAAGGAGUAUGAUGCCCUGAGCAAGCGCUACAGUGAGAAGGUGGCUAACCACAAUACAGACUUGAGUCGCCUUGAGCAGGCCGAGGAGGAGAACCGAAGGCUGCAGAAGCAGAUGGACACACUGCUCAAACAGCGAGACUCAGCCAUGCACUACCAGCAGCAGUACUCCACCUCGAUAAGGAGGUUUGAUUCAGUACAGCAGGAGCUGACGUCCUCCGCUCAGAACAAGGAGUUGCAGAGAGAGAUGGAGCGCCUGCAAUCGGAGGUGACUCGCUACAAGAACUUGCAACUGAAGUCAGCCAAGGACUGCGAGAAGUACAAGGAGGAGAGGGACUCUGUGUUUAACGAGUAUCGUCUCAGAGUGAGAGGACCGGUGAUCAAGGAGCUGGACAAGUUGCAGACAGAACUGGAGGCAGCCAGGCCGACUGAAAAACCCUCUUCAGAAAGAGUGGUUGCCAGUGAAGAGUUGGAGGCACUCCGGCAGGAGUUAAACUCGUCACUGGUGGACCGUGACAGGGCCAUCUGCGAGAGGAACGAGCUGCUGGAGAAGUACUGCCAUGAGGUGAAGGACAAGGCCGAGGCUCAGAAGGAGCUGAGUCAGGCCUGCAAGGACAUCGAGAUGGUACGGGAGGAGAGGGACGUGGCCCGCAAAGAGAGGACGGAGGCCAUCAUUCAAAGGGAUCAGUUGCUCCGAGAGUACUAUCAGGCCAGACAGAAACAAGAUUCGGCCACCCUGGACAUGGAACGAGCCAAUAAAGAGAUUGAGAUGCUGAGGAAACAGUAUGAGGCCAUGUCCCAGGAACUGAAGGAGGCCACACAGGAGGCGGAGGUGGCCAAAUGUCGACGGGACUGGGCCUUUCAAGAGAGGGACAAAAUAGUGGCAGAGAGGGAGAGCAUAAGGACUCUGUGUGAUAACCUACGGCGGGAGAGGGACCGGGCAGUCAGCGAUCUGGCCGAUGCCCUGCGUAAUCUUGACGAUAUGAGGAAACAGAAGAAUGACGCGUUGCGAGAACUCAAAGAACUAAAAGAGAAGAUGGAGAGCCAGCUGGAGAAGGAGGCCCGGUUCUGUCAGCUAAUGGCCCACAGCUCUCACGACUCUGCCAUCGACACAGACUCCCUGGAGUGGGAGACAGAGGUGGUGGAGUUUGAGAAAGACAGGGACGACAUGGAUUUAAAGGCACUUGGGUUUGAUAUCGCUGAGGGGGUAAAUGAUCCGUAUUUACCAGGAGAUUGUGGUAUAUUUGUUACAAGAGUGGACAAAGGAAGUAUCGCAGAUGGAAGGUUAAGAGUGAAUGAUUGGUUGUUGAAGAUUAAUGACAUGGACCUGACCAAUAAGGACAGGAAGCAGGUGGUGAAGGCCUUCCUUAAUGGUGGCGGAUUGAUCAACAUGGUAGUACGAAGAAGGAAGUCUCUGGGAGGAAGGUUCCUCACUCCUGUCCACAUCAACCUCGUGGGACACCAAGACAGUGGUAUUGGUCUGGAGAGCGGCGUGUUUGUCACUGCCCUGGUCCAGGGCAGUCCAGCAGCCAGGGAAGGCUCUCUCACAGUUGGAGACAGACUGAUCGCUAUAAAUGGCAUUGCUCUGGAUAACAAAUCUGUGACAGAGUGUGAGGCUCUGUUGAGGAGCUGCAGGGAUUCUCUUAGCCUCUCUCUGAUGAAGUUCUUCCCUCACAGCACGUCAGGCCAGAACAUCUUUGAGAGUCUGCGUGAGUCUUCAGAGAAGUCCAAUGGGCGCAUUCACUUGUCUGAAAUUCACUCCCGGAACAGCCGCAACUUGAAACACAACAGCUCAACACAGACUGACAUAUUCUGCCCUGAUGUUGGAACUACCAGCACAAGUAGCAUCUCUGGGGAGAGGAGGAAGGUCAGAGGAGAAUCUGAUGAGGUGUACAGCGACAUCAGUAAGCCGUUCUCCACAGGGUCCCUCCAUGCUACUGGCCUUUGGCCGCCCUCUGACUUGGGCACUGGCCGUUAUGGCCCCAGUGCUUUCCAAGAGUGCUGUCCCUACACAAAGGCGCCUUCCUCCUUGCCCUUUGACCCUGUCUCUGCUUCAGACUGCAUCACAAUGGAGACAACCCUGGAGAAGAAGCACAGUGGGGGCACAUGGCCCAAGAUGAUGGUGGGAGGUAUGUCGGUUGCACUAGAUAACACAAGUCCAGUCACAGCAGCAGCCCAGCUCUCCAUCUACAAAUCACCCAAGCAGAGGAAGUCCAUCUUUGACCCAGACACUUUCAAACGCCCCGAAACACCUUCCUCUAAGAUGGAGUACAUGGCAGCCAAUCAGAUUGCAGCAAUGGCCGCUGCUGCAACUUCCCACUCCCCACAGCCUUCGAAGACAGAAUCCCUCUCCUCCUCAUCCACCCCCACCCCGACCCCUCCAACCCCACCCACUCGCAGUGACUCCUUCAAGUUCAAACACAAACAUCAAAGCAGCUCUGCCUCUGAUUGCACAAUCACCUCAGAUGGCAAGGGAGAGGCUGCCGUCUCCAUGGCGGCGGGAGAGAGAAGCGAGCGAGAAAGGGACAGAAAUGGAAACCACUAUUUCCUGGACGGCCAGGUCCUGACCUCGAGGAAAUCAUGCGAUGAGGACAUUGGCCGAACCAGAGGGGAGGAGCCAGAGGUGAAGAGGCCGCGCCCCAAAUCUGCCCCCGCCCUUCGACGUAGAAUGACCCCACAGACUAUCACUCUUCCCUCCUUCCAAAGCUACUCUAACGAUGAGCAUUCACCAGAGCCCAGGGACAUGCUGCGUUCCUCCCCCAGCCGCUCCCAUAGGCACAGCGUCGGCUUUGUCCCGACAGUCUACAAUGGCACACUACCUCCUAAUUCAGUCCACCGUGGUCUGGCUCCUUGCCCUGCUGUGACAGCCGUGAUGAGGAAUCCAGUGUACACCGUGCGCAGUCACCGCGUUCAUACCAGCAACUGUCCAUCUGUCGCCUCCCAGAUAUGUCACCAGCACACCCACACCAGCCCACAACACCAGGGUCGUCUGAGCCUGGACCUGAGCCAGCAGAAGCGCACAAGUGACUACUCUGAAUCCUCAUCGUCACGUAGCAGCAGAGCUUCACACGGUACAAACUCACUGCCCUCCAGCGCACGACUCGGUUCCGCCAAUAAUGUCCAGUACCGCACAGAGAGGAUCAAAAUCCCUUCCACUCCCCGCUACCCCCGUUCCAUGCUGGGGUCAGACAGAGGCUCCCUCUCACACUCUGAGUGUAGCAGUCCCAGUCUCAUCACACCUCCGCAAUCGCCACUCAACCUGGAGACUUCCUCGUUUGCCAGCAGCCAAUCACAAGGCUCCAUUUCCACUUUACCUCGGAUCUCAGUCAGCCCUUUGCCAAUAGGGGAGCGCAGGAAAGACAGGCCAUACUUGGAGGAACCCCGCAAUGUAAUUGUGCACAAAGGCGCUGAGCCUCUUGGCAUUUCCAUCGUUGGUGGGGAGAAUGGAGGGAUCUUUGUCUCUAAAGUUACUGGAGGUAGCAUCGCCCACCAGGCAGGACUGGAGUAUGGAGACCAAUUACUGGAGUAUAACGGCAUCAACCUGCGGAACGCCACGGAGCAGCAAGCUCGACUCAUUAUCGGCCAGCAGUGUGACACCAUCACCAUAAUGGCCCAGUACAACCCACACAUGUACCAGCUGGGCAUCCACUCUCGCUCCAGCUCUCGCUUGGAGCCAGUCAGUACUCACUCAACUCCCCAGGGGAGUGGAGCUGCCACCCCCGACAAUCACUCCAACAUUGAUACACUCAGCGAACAGGACGAGGGCACGCUCACUCCAUCCUCCAAACAGACCACACCCACUACCAGUCCCAAUAAUUUCAUCAGAAUGCCAUCUGAGGGCAGCAAGAAGGUGGAUGAGCCGAGACUUGUGACGGUGCGCAGGCCUGGGGUGGAGGUGGGAGUGACACUCUGCGGCGGGAACGUACGGGGCGUUUACAUAGAGAGCCUGGAUGAAGACAGUCCUGCCAGAGGCCCUGAUGGGCUACUUCCUGGGGACAUCAUUCUGGAGUACAACUCGGUGAAUAUGAAGAAUAAGACGGCAGAAGAGGUGUACGUCGAGAUGCUGAAGCCUGCAGAGACGGUCGCAUUCAAGGUGCAGCAUCGGCCAGAUGACUUCAGCAGACUCAAAGAUGUUCCAGGAGAUGGCUUUUAUAUUAGAGCACUUUACGACCGGGUGGGGGAGGCUGAGGGGGACCUCAGUUUUAAGAAAGAUGACAUCCUGUACGUGGAUGAGUCUUUACCAAAGGGCAGCUUCGGGACAUGGAUGGCCUGGCAGCUAGAUGAGAAUGCACAGCAGAUCCAGAGGGGGCAGAUCCCCAGCAAGUACAUGAUGGACCAAGAGUUUUACCGCAGACACAGUGUGACAGAAAUGAAGGAAGACUCCAGUAAGACACUCUCUGCAGCGGCCCGCAGAUCAUUCUUCAGGAGAAAACAGAAACACAAACGCAGCAGCUCCAAAGAUAGCAAAGAGAUGGUGGCUCUGGAUGCCAUCAGCACAGACUCCAUCCCCUUUCUUGAUGACUGUGUGAGCUUGGCAUAUCAGCGGGUCCAGAAGGUGGAGUGCACCUCUCCCCGACCGGUACUUAUCCUUGGGCCACUCACGGAUGCUGUCAAGGAGAUGCUGGUCAAAGAGUCUCCUGGGAAGUUCUGCAGAUGUUUACUGGAGGUGAUGAAGGCAUCCCAGCAAGCCAUCGAGCGGGGCGUGAAAGACUGCCUCUUCAUCGACUACAAGCGCAGGAGUGGCCAUUUUGACGUGACCACUGUUGCUUCUAUAAAGGAAAUAACAGAUAAGGGCUGUCACUGUUUGCUUGACAUUGCCCCGCAUGCCAUUGAAAGGCUCCACAGCGUUCACAUUUAUCCAAUCGUCGUCUUCGUCCGCUACAAAAACGCAAAGCAGAUAAAAAAAGAUUUCUCUCCCAAGACCCUCACUGGCAAAAUAAGUAACAGGGAGCAAAAAGAUCCGGUUUAUCUGCGGGAUAAAGUCUCUCAAAAACAUUCCAAGGAGCAAUUUGAAAGUGCACAGAAGAUAGAGCAAGAGUACAGCAAAUUUUUCACAGGUAUUGUCCAAGGUGGCACCCUUCCUUACAUUUGCACUCAGAUCAUGACUAUAGUUGAUCAAGAACAAAGUAAAGUCCUGUGGACUCCACUUGGCUGCCCCUAGAGGAGACCGGCUGCCACUACAGCGAGCUGCGGCUUUCAUCCCCAUUCCCCAAACACUAACUAACCCUUUCACACUAUACCAAUAGGUGCACUACGGUAAGCUAGUCAUGUAAAUUAUUAAUAUUUUGUUAUUUCUGAUGUGCUCCGGAGCAGGUUAGUAGCACUGGAUCUCGUAGUUCAAAGUUCAGUCAGUCUUCCCUAAGGGUUUCUGGUGGUGUAUGUGUAAUGCUGCAUUGUAAGCGUCCGUUUACAGUCAAAAGACGAGUUUGACUAUUGGUGUUCAAUAUUUGCUCGAAUGCGUGUGUGUCCCCCACCCAUUGUGUACACAAACCUCAACACUAAUGAAGUUCAGCCACCCCCUGACCCUCCCAUGUACCAAAUGACAUUUGUGGUUUCCCUACAAUUAUGCACCCAUUUGACGACGACUGACAACUACUGUGUUUGUGCGUAAGUGUGUGAGAGAGCGCAAAAAACAUUGACACUGUUGUUCAGUUUUACUGAUAAUGGUUGUUUGCUAGCAUGGAUACGAUGCUAUAGAAAUGGAAUGCCAGAAUCAGCCGUCACAUUCCUUGUGGUGUUUCAUCACAGAAGUCCAAAAGCAUCAAACCUCUUGAAGUAUGUAGCUGUGGUCCUACUGAACCUGUCUGCCAGCAGUGACGGCCAUAAAAACUCAAAACACAUCGAUGUUUGCUCUAUGCAUUGUGUUUCUAAAGUAGCUGGGUGUGUGGACAGUUUAUGGAAGUGCCUUUGGAGAAGAUGCCUGAUCUCAAACCAGCCUCUGGUCACGUAGCCAGAACAUUCAGGAGGAUUUUUGAGAGUUUCUCUUCCAAGAUCAUAUGCAUCCUUUCACCCUUCAUGGACUAAAUGAGUUAGAGGCUGAUUUGAGACCAGUACUGUGUAGACCGUAUGACAAUGGUGAGGUUUUGAGGGUAGGCCAAAGUGGCGGCCAACGGGUUAACUCCUCAGAAUGCACUCCAGGGCUAGACAGACCACUGUGUAACUAUCAUUCUAUCUCUUUAACAUAUAUUUAACAACAAUAUAGAGUAUAACAUAUACAGUAUGCAGAUACAUCUGAAAAAAGAAACCCAUAUAUAAAUAUAUAUUACAUGUAUUUUUACUAGGUCAUAGGCCUAGGAAUGUCUGGCAAUCAAGUCAUGUCUUAGCAGGUAUUAGCAUGUUUUUUUUUUGUUUUUUUAAGAAUUUAUUUUUGUUUUAUGUGGUUGGUUGUCAGUCACUUAUCAAUGUACUCAUUAAAAGAUACACUAUGAAGCAAAAUUUGCAGGGUAAAAUCAUAAAGGAUUUUCCUCUGAUCUGUUUAAAUGUAAGUGAAUUUUCAUUGUUAUUUAAUUGUAUUUUUUAUUCAGGAGGCAAGACAUAUUGACAAAAAUAUUCUGCUCUUCCUCAAAACCAUAUCCUGUAUCUUAUUGUGCCAAAAUCCACUAAGGCAACUUUAUCCUUUUAUUUCUGUUUUGCACUUGUUUAUCUGUUAACCUUAAACAUGUAACUGUUCCUAGGUUUGCAGUAGACUACAAAUAGGUACUAUAAUUUCUACUGUAACUAAUUCAUGUUUUUAUCUAUCACAUCAGUUCCUAACAUUUCAUUGAUGGCCUUUUUUUCUUAAUUAGAAAAAAGGAUCACUUCUUAUUUGAAUUAUUAAAAAGGGAUCUAUUCUUGCACAGUUUUCAAAGAAAAAUUGGUCCACAAGUUUGACUAUCGGGCUAAAUGAGUAAGCAGAAGCAAACUGUAAUGUUACUAUUUUUCUGAGUAGAUGGCAUAUGUUAGAGAGAGAGAGAGAGAGAGAGAGAGAGCGGGAUACAACGUGAAAUGGUUGUCUUUUUAGAAAGAGUCUAGAUGCCAGGUACUGAUUGAACUUUUCUUUUAUUAAAAAGAAUGUGAUUUGUAUGUUGAGACAUUAACAUGAGAAUAAAACUCAUUUUCUGUAUCACAAUACAUACUCCGUCUGUGAGUUUUUGGUAGUCUAAUACUGAAAAAGAAAAAUUAAGUUUUCUCCUCUCACA
This is a messenger RNA of Etheostoma spectabile (orangethroat darter), 8128 nucleotides long. It is a transcript of the gene dlg5a, whose product is annotated as discs, large homolog 5a (Drosophila). Gene Ontology annotation, biological process: regulation of apoptotic process; negative regulation of hippo signaling. Gene Ontology annotation, cellular component: plasma membrane. NCBI's taxonomy places the organism in Eukaryota, Metazoa, Chordata, Actinopteri, Perciformes, Percidae. Gene Ontology annotation, molecular function: protein binding. The record is from RefSeq and is a predicted model, not a curated record.